GUUAAACCCGUAGCUUUGUGCCUUGUUUUCGCUUCUCAACAUCUCGGUAUCCCAACACCGAGCUGCCUGCGGUGCCAGAGCUGAAGCGUGGGCUGGACAAGGGGAGCUUAUCAGCGCCACCUCCACUUCUAGCUACAAGCACCUCCUACAUCACCAAUCAUCUCCCCCCCGCUUUCUGUGAGACUCUCAUACCAAGUUCACCUGCUGGACGCUUCGUCCUUUAUCCUUUGUCCCUGCUCCGUGCAGCUCCGCCUCUUCCUUUUCUUUGUCUCCUCAGUUCUUGCCAUGGCGAAUAAGGGAGACGAUGGGAUACCGACUCUGGACGAGCUGGAAACUGCGCUGGCCUCCGAUACAAAGGUCAAGCUUGCAGGCAUUGAUGUUGACGGGGUCCUCCGAGGCAAGUUAGUCUCCAAGAAGAAGUUUCUCUCGGUCGCCAAAGAUGGAUUCGGCUUCUGCAGCGUCGUCUUCGGCUGGGAUAUGCACGACAUGACCUACUUCCGCGAGCUCGAGAUCAGCAAUAAAGAGAAUGGAUACAAAGAUUUGGUGGCCAAAGUCGACCUUUCCAGUUACCGGCGUAUACCAUGGGAGGAUAGUGUGCCUUUCUUCCUUGUCAGUUUCCACGAUCCAGAUACCAACAAACCCAUCUGCGCGUGCCCCAGAAGUCUGCUGCGGACGGCUGUUGCGAAGCUGCACAAGGCUGGCUAUGGAGCGAUGGCUGGCGCGGAGUACGAGUUCUUCACAUAUCGCGCUCCCAGAGACGAGUCCAUCCAGACGAGCCACAAUUCCUCUUCCACGACAGCCCCUUUUCUGCAGACUAAUCCCGUCUCCGCCCUCCCGCACCUGACCCAAGGCAUGUUCGGCUACUCCCUAACAGAUCCUAUACACAACCAGGAUUGGUUUUACAGCAUUUUCAAUACCUGUGAAAAGUUCAGAUGUAAUGUGGAAGGCUGGCAUACAGAAUCAGGACCGGGAGUUUUCGAAGCUGCCCUGGAGUUUGGGGAGGUCACCGAGAUGGCAGACCGGGCAAGUCUGUUCAAAUACGUCGUCAAAGCCAUGGGAAGCAAGUACGGGAUUACCCCCACAUUUAUGGCGAAGCCCAAAGAAGGGCUCCCCGGGAACAGUGGACACAUGCAUUGCUCCAUCGUGGACAAGUCUUCUGGGAAAAACCUCUUUUACCGAGGCGAGAAGGACCCCAACCCUCCAUAUAAGGACCUCGAGUAUGUGUCAGACCUGGGCCGACAUUUUCUGGCAGGACUACUGGAUGGUCUUGCUGAUGUCAUGCCAAUCAUUGCACCCACGAUCAACUCGUACAAGCGGCUGGUCGAGAACUUCUGGGCUCCAGUCACGGUCUCUUGGGGUCUUGAGCAUCGAGCUGCAUCUAUUCGUUUGAUCGCUCCUCCGACCGCAUCAGCAAAAUCCACAAGAUUCGAAAUUCGAGUCUGCGGGGCUGACGCCAAUCCGUCUUUAGUGCUGGCCACUAUUGUCGCCCUCGGUUGGAGAGGCGUGGAGAAGAAGCUGGAAAUCAAAUUACCACCGCUCGGUAAAGGUGAAGAGGUUGGGAGUCUCAGCGACAAGGGUGAGCGAUUACCCAAGAACCUUAGAGACAGCACGGCACGAUUCACGGCGAAAGGCAGUGUCGCCCGGGAAGUGUUCGGCGACGAGUUUGUGGAGCACUAUGGUGGUACCAGAGAACACGAGCUCCGAUUAUGGGAUGAGGCUGUCACGGAUUGGGAGGUAAGAAGAUAUAUUGAGACCGUAUGAGACGAUACCCGCUGGACGAUUUGAGCAACGCUACCCCUACGAUGCAGGGGAUCUUAUGAUAUAUCUGGUAUACGAAGCUCCGAGGCGGCUUUUACAGGAACCGGCAUACUCUGCUGCUUGCAACAGCACAGCUUGUGGUAACAUCAGAUUGACCGUGCUGAACACUGAGGCGCCUGUUUUGACAAGAAACUGUCACUGCAUGAAAGAGCGCCAGAUCAACUUCAGAAAGAAUUGGUGACGAUGCACGCCUGACAGCCGCCCGAAUACGGGAGACACCUUUUGAGGUAUACGAGCAAAGCAACCUGACAGACAGUUUGUACCUACAAUAUGUCUCGUUCCCUUUCCUUCUCCAUUGUUUUUCUGUGAAGGUAAAGCGAGAGGAAAUGGUGUCUUCCCAUUGUUUUCACGAGGAGAUUCCUGUUGCUGAUAGCGCGAGGCUAUUGAAUGACUUGUGCAACGAAACAAUGACUGGAGUGAAAUGGCUUCUUUGUGCCGGACCUCUCAACUCUGGAUGGAUUCCUGGACCGCUCUGUUAUUGUCUUUACUCAUACUUAUUGUCCUUAAUGUGUCCAUUUAUGGAAACAUGUUCAACAAUGGCGCGCUUUAUUGCACUUUCCUGGCUGCUAUUCCUGUCACUUCAGAGAUGCAUU
Cladophialophora immunda is the source of this 2411-nucleotide messenger RNA. RefSeq lists its product as uncharacterized. NCBI's taxonomy places the organism in Eukaryota, Fungi, Ascomycota, Eurotiomycetes, Chaetothyriales, Herpotrichiellaceae. Gene Ontology annotation, molecular function: glutamine synthetase activity. The record is from RefSeq and is a predicted model, not a curated record. The transcript is spliced from 2 exons. Bases 286 to 1761 code for a protein of 491 amino acids.